AUGACGAUUGACAUACUCGACAUCGGUGGUGAGCCGAUUUUCGACGAGCGUAUCGUCAGGAUCGAGACUCACACGUACAAUCCGUACGCCAACGCGACGUUGGGAUACAGCGACGAGAUACGUAUACCUAUUCAACAACAGGACCUGUACACUCUGCCGUGCGAGAGCUUUCUCUACGUCGAGGGGAUAUUUACGGACGAUAAGCGUAAGUCGAGACUGACGAGCAAUUGUGUCGCUUUUAUGUUCGACGAAAUUCGUUACGAGUUAAACGGUGUGGAGAUCGACAGAAACAGAAACGUGGGAACGACCAGCACGAUCAAGAAUUACGUAACUUUAACGUCGAGAGAUAAGGAUGUAUUACAGAACGCCGGAUGGGGCAGACCGGUAGUUUCCGCGGACGGUUUUUUCAAUUUUUCAGUUCCUUUAAAGAUACUCCUGGGUUUUUGCGAGGAUUAUCAACGCAUAGUGAUAAACGCGCGACACGAACUUAUCUUAAUACGCGCGCGCAACGACAACAAUUGCAUCGUGGCGGAAGAUACUUCCAUCGAGCCUAAAGUCGUUCUGUCUAAGGUUCAAUGGCGAAUGCCUCACGUGAUGUUGAACGACGUUAACAAAUUAUCGCUAUUACGAACGCUGGAGAGCGGUCGAUUCCUAAGCGUUGGAUUUCGUUCGUGGGACCUGUAUGAAUUUCCUCUAUUGCAGAGCACUACUAAACACUCGUGGGCCGUCAAGACAGCGGCGCAAGUGGAAAAACCGCGAUACGUUAUCUUCGCUUUGCAGACCGAGAGAAGAAACAUUCUUCCGAAAGACGUAUCUGUAUUCGAUCAUUGCAAUCUCACUAACGUAAAACUCUACCUGAAUUCGGAUUUUUAUCCCUACGAUGACAUGAAUUUAGAUAUGAAGCAAUACAAAAUUGCGGUACUGUACGACAUGUUUGCGAAAUUUCAAAAGGUAUACUACGGACGCGACGUCGACGAGGCCUAUCUAAAUGUAGUAGAUUUUAUGAAUUACGGUCCAUUCGUGGUGAUCGAUUGCUCUCGUCAAAACGAGGCGAUAAAGAGCGCCACGGUAGACGUUCGUAUAGAAUUCGAAUGCAAGGAAAACGUUCCGGCUAACACAACGGCGUACUGUCUGAUUAUUCACGAUCGCAUCAUCGAGUACAGCCCCCUGACUAAUAUUCUGCGGAAAAUUGUGUAA
This is a messenger RNA of Monomorium pharaonis (pharaoh ant), 1197 nucleotides long. RefSeq lists its product as uncharacterized. The coding region runs from base 1 to 1197 and encodes 398 amino acids. Lineage: Eukaryota; Metazoa; Arthropoda; Insecta; Hymenoptera; Formicidae. The transcript has a single exon. The record is from RefSeq and is a predicted model, not a curated record.